CUGCGUUCAGAAUUUUUACUCCAUCGACCCAGUUUUCAGCGGUCACGGAAUGAGCAGACUGAUCCUUUGGAGACCAUGGUUUGGUCGCGCGUGCCUUUGAACAAUUUGGCACGUGGAACGCGGAGAUGUGGCAUCAUUCGCGGGAAGCUACAUCACGCUGGACUUGGGGCGGGACGACGUCACGUUCGCACUGGCUUCUUUCCUGAAGAAAACGAUCCCUUUUUCAUUGACCCGGAGGGUCCACUUCUUUCGGAGCCGUUGAACGCGCGAUGGCGGGCGAUGGACGAUCCAACGCUGCGAAGCGGCAUUCUCGAGAGAAACAAUGUUGGAAUGGGAAUGGUGGUAAUGAACAGAGCUGAGGGCUUUGAUCUUCCAAGCAUCAACGACCUCUACCAGCGCCUUCGAAAUUUGGAGGUGAAUAGUUUGAAGCGGUUUGUGGGGCUUGCAGCUAUGGAGCCAGGACCCUUUUCAGUCGGCCUGGAUCCCAAAGAAUUGCUGCUAGCUGCUGUGAUGGCCAACAAGAAAGGUGCUUUGCCGGAUUUCUCAAAAGCAUUGCUGUGGAACUUCCAGGAACUGGCACACUUGGUGGCAGACUACAGGAAGCCUUUGAUCAGCCACAUCAGUGGCUAUGCCCAAGAUGGUGGUGGUGCCUUGGCCUGCUUAGCACCCUUUUCGGGUGCAUGGGAAGAUUCGACCCUUUGUGUUAGAGCUUGUCACCAAGGGCUUGUUCCCAUGGGAGGGAUGACGUAUGUGCUUGGAUCACUGCCGGCGGAGUUGAGCAGUUUGGGUGAAUUCCUGGCCCUGACUGGAUGGGAGCUGGAGGGUGCAGACCUAGUGAGUUUGGACCUGGUGGAGCAUUGGCUUUCACCCGAAGCUCUACCCUUUUUGGAGUUGACAGCCGAGAAGCACCUGGAGGUUUCUGAAGCAGAUUCUCGCCUAUUGCUGCGUGAGCAUUCACUGCCCCUGCCGCUGGAGGGCGAUCUCCAUGUUAAAGAAGCGGGGAAGGAAGGUCGAGGGUUCCAACGGAGGUACUUCCCACUCAUUCAUCGAUUCUUCAAGGAAGAAUCUCCAAAGGCGAUCCAGGAUGCCAUCGAUAAGGAAAUUGCCAAUUUGGAGAACAUCAAGUCGGAGAAGAUGCAGACGGAGCUCCGUUUCCUGAAGGACUGCAGGGACAGGAUGAAGAAAGUCAGUACAAGAGCUGCUUGGAUUACGCUGGAGCUCAUCAGAAAGGUUCGAAGGGGCAUCAGAGAGGCACGGGCGACUGCCUCCAAACAGAGGGUUCAUCCUGAAGUUCUCGUGGAGGCUUUGAGGGCAGAACUUUGGGCACAACAUGGCCUUCUUAAACGAGAGGAGACGAUUUGGCGCCUACAUCAGGCUUGCACAGGCACCGAGACCAAAGAACCCACGACCAAGGAAGCGCCCACGACCCAACAGGUCAGCCAAUUCACGAACCCUCCAGAGGACUUCUUUACGGUCUUUGAACGCCCAGAAAUGCCUUUGUCACAGCAUCCGAGACUGAGGAGAUACCAUCCGGACUUUGAUGCUGCCACUGGCUUGGACCAUGAUCCAGCCUGGAUGCAACAAGAAGCACGGCGCUGGAAUCCAAACCUUUUGGAAAAGGAACGGCAAAAGGCUGUGAAGGAGUUGCUGGGAAAUGAGGAUCCUUCCAAGUUCGGCCAGAGUCGUUGGGUUCGCGUUGAACCUGAGUGAGAGUUUCUGAUGCGGACACCAAUAUGGUCGUCCGAUUGCUUGCCGCGUGCCUAGCCGAAAGACCGCAUUGCGGUGGUUUCAAGGGUUUAGCUGGCAAGAUUGAUGGGGCGCGCCGACUACUUUUACCAAGGAACGUGAAACGAUUUUGGCCAAAUAGAUGUCAAAAUGCUCUGCAUGCUUGACAUUCUUUGAUGCAGCCAACUAAUUCACUGCACAUUUGCAAGACAACGC
This is a messenger RNA of Durusdinium trenchii, 1941 nucleotides long. NCBI's taxonomy places the organism in Eukaryota, Dinophyceae, Suessiales, Symbiodiniaceae. The record is from the annotation of a GenBank genome assembly.